Ochotona princeps (American pika) is the source of this 1661-nucleotide messenger RNA. It is a transcript of the gene ZFP36, whose product is annotated as ZFP36 ring finger protein. Gene Ontology annotation, molecular function: metal ion binding; mRNA binding. The coding region runs from base 115 to 1074 and encodes 319 amino acids. The transcript is spliced from 2 exons. The record is from RefSeq and is a predicted model, not a curated record. NCBI's taxonomy places the organism in Eukaryota, Metazoa, Chordata, Mammalia, Lagomorpha, Ochotonidae.
GCCCCGUCAUGACCACUUGGAGCGGCCCUAUAAGUAGGUGUCCUGUAGGCUGGAGCCGCAGCCCGGUUCAGCGCUCCCACUUUGGGCUGAUCCCUCGGGGCCAAACGCGCCGCCAUGGACCUCGCUGCCAUCUACGAGAGCCUCCUGUCACUGCACAUUGACCCCCCAUCUGACCACGGAGGGACGGAGCCUUCGGGACUCUGGGGCCUGAACCCAGCGGACCCCAACCCGGCUGGGGUCACCUCUCGCCUGCCCGGCCGCUCCACCAGCUUGGUAGAGGGCCGCAGUUGCGGCUGGGUGCCCCCGCCGCCUGGCUUUGCACCCCUGGCUCCGCGCCCAGCCCCUGAGCUGUCACCCUCACCCACCUCGCCUACCGCGACCCCCACCACCUCCUCCCGCUACAAGACGGAGCUGUGUCGGACCUUCUCGGAAAGCGGCCGCUGCCGCUACGGGGCCAAGUGCCAGUUCGCCCACGGCCUGAGCGAGCUGCGCCAGGCCAACCGCCACCCCAAGUACAAGACUGAACUGUGCCAUAAGUUCUACCUCCAGGGCCGCUGUCCCUACGGCUCCCGCUGCCAUUUCAUCCACAACCCCAACGAGGACCAGGCGGCCACUGGCCACCCCCACGUGCUGCGCCAGAGCAUCAGCUUCUCCGGCUUGCCUUCAGGACGCAGGACCUCGCCGCCACCCCCGGGCCUGGCCGGCGGCCCUUCUGCUUCUGCCUGGGCCUUCUCCCCCUCCAGCUCCCCGCCUCCACCCGGGGACCUCCCUCUUUCCCCCUCUGCCUUCUCGGCUGCCCCUGGGACCCCCGUGACUCGAAGGGACCCCACUGCUACCUGUUGUCCCUCCUGCCGCAGGGCCAAUCCCAGCAGCAUCUGGGGGCCCUUGGGUGGUCUGGCCCGGAGCCCCUCGGCUCACUCUCUGGGUUCCGACCCUGAUGAGUACGCCAGCAGCGGUAGCAGUCUCGGUGGGUCGGACUCCCCUGUCUUUGAGACUGGGGUGCUGGGGCCACCCCAGCCACCUGCAGCCCCCAGGAGGCUCCCCAUCUUCAAUCGCAUCUCUGUGUCCGAGUGACAGGUGCCUGAUGACAUCAAACGUGUCUUUCCCUCCCCACAUUCCAAAAUGCAUUAAUUUCACAAACAGCCCCCCUUUCCCCUCCGGACCCCACGCUGGGGCAGGUCCCUGGUGUGCCAGCUCAGUGUUUAUGGUGUUGGGGGACAGUGUUUCCUGGGGUUCUUUACAGAUGUAGCAUACAGGGAGGCAGUGAGUCCCUAGCUCCCCCCCAUUCUCCCUCACCCCCAUUGGAAUCCUUAUUCUGGAAUCUUGAUGUGCUGUGAACAGUCGGCCCCUUCCCAGGUUUUCCUGGCCCCGCCGGGUGGAGUGUCCCCGAGGGAGACUCUUUGGUGCUUAAAUUUCCCUCCAGGAGCAAGUAGCCAAAGCUGUUGCCAAGCCCCUCCCCUUAGCCAAUGGGCCCUUUAUUUAUGACGACUUUAUUUAUUCUAAUAAGAUUUUAUAAUAUUUAUAUCUAUUGAGUCGUCUACUUCCCAUGUAUUUUUCUUCCCCUUUUUUUUUGUAAUAUUGAAAGUGAUGGUAUAAUUAUUGUUCUAAGUGUCCUAUAAUAAUAUAUGAAGUAAUAUAUAUAUUGGUACCUUAAAAGUCUA